This is a messenger RNA of Oldenlandia corymbosa var. corymbosa, 954 nucleotides long. The record is from the annotation of a GenBank genome assembly. Lineage: Eukaryota; Viridiplantae; Streptophyta; Magnoliopsida; Gentianales; Rubiaceae.
AUGGGACCCACAGAAAGCAUGUUGGUGUGCACAAAAGCAGCACAGCAAGACAAGAAACCAAGGCCACCAGAACAAGCCCUGAAAUGCCCUAGAUGUGAUUCCACCAACACCAAAUUCUGCUACUACAACAACUACAGCCUCACUCAGCCCAGAUACUUCUGCAAAUCAUGCCGGAGGUACUGGACUAAAGGCGGAACCUUGAGGAAUGUUCCGGUUGGCGGGGGUUGCCGGAAGAACAAGAGAUCCUCAUCCUCCUCAUCUUCAUCUUCAAAGAGGAGCCAAGAUCAUCAAUCCCCACUCAUCACAACCAAUCCCAACCACCCGCUUUCCUCACUCACAAACCUGUCCUAUGAUUCCGACAUCAGCCUUGCUAUUGCCAGGCUUCAGAAGCAGCAUUCAAAUGGGCACAUGGGAUUUGAUCCUGACCAUGAUCUAACCAUGUUGGGAAACCCUAACAACCCACAUUCAGCAUUAAAUUGUACUAAAAUAGAAUUCCGUCUCUCAUCGUUCAUCAUCGACGACACCGAAGCUGUUAUUCUUCAUCUUCUUCGUCAGUCGUUAUUAUCCGGUGCUGCUGCUGCUCUUUUUCUACCGUCCCCAUUGUUCUUCAUCAGGCCCUUUGCCGCGGUUGCUGGCCAAAGUAAGCUCCCCUGUAUAGUGUUCUCUAGUCCCACAUCGGAAAUCUUUGAAAUGGUUCAUCACUAUUUAAGAAACUGCAGAUGUGGCGAAGGAUAUUCAACUGCAGAUGGCGUGAAUGGGCUUGGUUCCAUUUCGAUGGUUCUGGCUCAGGAAAGUCCCCGGGCCUUUUCCGCAGAGAUGCGGGCCCGGAAACGGGGUAACCUUCACGGGCUUGGAUGUUCCUUUGGGCUGAGACACGUGUGGAGCCUGAACUCCAGCCCUGAAGCAACUUGGCCGAACAACAGUUAUUCACGUGCUCCUCCUAAACCGGACUAA